Molecule: messenger RNA, 4267 nt
Organism: Nasonia vitripennis (jewel wasp)
Lineage: Eukaryota; Metazoa; Arthropoda; Insecta; Hymenoptera; Pteromalidae
Gene: vret
Exons: 19
Coding region: 189-3848 (1219 amino acids)
Molecular function (GO): RNA binding
Source: RefSeq, a predicted model, not a curated record
CGUUCACGUCUGCACCAGUCCGGCAGUAUCUUCCUUAGCGAACUGACGUUGUCGGGAAGGGACGAAUUUCCGAGUUUUUAGACUUCAUCAGCAACUAUUUUACAACAAAGACUAUAAUUCGAGAGUUCAAGACUGUAGGGUGCAGCUGUCAAAAUUGAUUUUUAAUUACGAUAAUAAGGUCUGCUGAAAUGGACCUAAAAAUGGCCAAUAACAACAAUACGUCUACGCUGAACGGCAAUGAAACAACUAGUUUUACACUUCAUGUCACAAACUUGCCAUUAGAAUUAGAAAAGGAUGGCGUAGAAAACAUGUUCCUCACUUAUGGAAAGGUGACUGGCACGGUUGUCUUCAGGGCAAAGAACAAUACCAAUCAAGCCUACAUUUCAUUCUCUAAGUACGGUGAAGCAGAACAGGCUAUAUCCGAGUUGAAUCAGAAAUUGCCAUUAAUGUUGAAUAUUCGAUUUAAGGAUGAUUAUAAAAUACAGAAGACUAAGGUUGAUUUGUCUGCUCCAAUAGUUGACUUUAGAUACAAUGAUAGUUUCUCAGAUAAUUCAUCAGGCACAAAGAAAGUCAUUGAUGUCAAAAAAGUUAAUUGUACACCAGCUUUUCGGCCAAAUGCUUAUACAAGUGAAGAUGAAUUAUUAUAUCCAGUUCCAAAUAACACAACAACAUUUAAUCCAUAUGAAUCGCCAGAACCGUAUCGUGACACGAAUUUAAUGUACACAAGAGGAACUGUCCAUGUAUCAAAAGAUGGUCGAAGACAUAUUUCUUAUGGCAGAGGAUACACAUACUACAAUUUACCAGAACCACAUUAUGACAUUGCAGCAUAUCUUCAAAAUGUUUAUGAGAAACGAGAAAAAGGCCUUUAUGAAUAUGCCACAGAAGAAGUGGAAGAUGAUACUGGUCUUUGCAAAAUAUGUUCUGCCCCUACGCCAUUUAGAUGUCAAAAGUGUGGUAUAACUUUUUAUUGCAGUAAACCUUGCCAAGUCAAUGAUUGGGCUAAUCAUAAAUUAGAAUGUCAACCAAUCCCACCAUUAGUAAAAAGAGUUUCUAACAAAUCUCAAGUGCAAAAUGGUCACGAUAUCGAGUCUAGUACAGAAGACCAUAAAGUUGAGUCCAGUGUAAAAGAAAUUGAAGCUCAAAGCAUUACGCAACUACGCCGUCCAAAAACUACUCCUCAUCAAACCCAACAACAGCAACGGCAGAUAGCUCCAUCUCAAGAAUCAGUUCAACCAACAACGUCGUCUUCAUAUGUCAAUCAAAAUAAGGAUCCAAAAUUUUUACGUGACAACUUUAGACCAAAGUUAACAUCAGCUAUCACAGUACACCAAGAUCAAACAAACAUUUCAGGUCUAAAGAGCCCUGCAUUGUCAACGAAGAAUACUGAUAAUCAUCAAACGCCUAAUGAAAACCGAAACGAUCUAAACAAACAAUCAUCUACACCAGACAACUUUAAAGCUGUGGCUACAAGCUUCCCUGCUAAGCCACAACAUUCACAGCAGCGUAAAAUCGACUUGAAAACCAACGAUGACGAGAUGGGUUUUCAAUCAUCACAGUUUAUUCCGAAAAAUGAAUUUGUAAAAGUUGUGAUCACGUCGUCUCUCGAAAAUGGCAAUUACUGGGUACAAAGGUGCAGUGAUGUUGAGACAAUCGAGAAACUUUUCAUGGAUCUACAAAAUUAUGCCGAUGCUACAGAGCGAGUUCCACCUGAAGAAAAUGUCAAGUGCAUUCUGCAGACUGAUGGCCUAUGGUAUAGAGCUACCAUUGUCUCUUUAGAUAAGAUUUCAAAGAUUUUCUAUCAUGACUGGGGUACAUUUGACGAACUUGAAGUAAAUGAAGUCUGUCCAAUCAAUGGUUUUGCUGAAAGACCAACGCUUUCUCGGCAAAUUCGUCUUGCAGAAGGUACAGAUUCUAGUUGUAAAGGUUUGAAUGUCGACGACACACUAUCGGUGAAGGCAUUGAAUGUUUUGGCGGACGGUACAAUCGUUGUUCAAGCACAACCUUCAAAGAAAGUUGAGACUCCAGUUGAAUCUACUCAAGUUACUGAAAAGAUGGCUAACUGCAAUGCAAAGCCGACUGCACCUUUGACAAGCCCACAACCAAAGCCUGUAUCUCAGUUAACAGAGUAUGAGAUAGUACAAAACAAAAUUAAAAACAUACCCAAUGUAAUGGAUUCUAUUAAAGUCGGUACAUCGGGAUUCAUGUUGUUAAACAAGGAAAGUAAUGGUGACUAUAAUUUAACACUUGUACCCGACGAUGAAAUGGACAACUAUUGCAAAUUGAUUGAUGACAUGAAAGUAGCGUGUGACAAAAUGUUGAAUGAAAAUUCUCUUUUUAGUCCGAACGUUGGCGAUAUGGUAUGUGGUUUAAUCGAGGAUGGUGAGCUGUGGUCUAGAGGCAUAGUCUUAAGAACAACCCCACAAAUCAGAUUAGCUGCCAUUGACGAAAGUCGAGUCUUUGAUACAGUCAGUUGCACACCUGUACCUAAACAAUUCAGUAAUAUUUGCAGUAUGGGUGUAAUGGGUAAACUUUUGCCGAACACUCAGAUGCCGGAGCCCAGACCUUCAGAUUUACAAUUUACUGUUGACAAUGUUUCGAGUGAGUCAGCUAUGAUAACGUUAAAAUCCGAGGAAGUGGAAAACAUUGGCAAGGCUAUAAUAAAUAAAUGGAUUCCUAAAUCUGAAGAAAAAGGAAUCUUGUAUGCUCCCUUGAGCAAUGGCAAUGAGGUGAUGCUCAUGCAUUUUUCUAGUCAAAAUUCAUUGCACGUACGCAAUAUGGAAAAUCUCGAGAAGGAACGAGUUCAUAAACUGGACCAAGAUGUUGCUAAAUAUGCUCUAAAUCGAAAGCCUCUUAGUGCCCCACUAGUAAUUGGGCAGAUAGUCUUAGCACACUACAUCUUAGAUAACAAUUAUUAUAGAGCAAUAGUGACUGCAGUAAAAGACAAAAAGGUUGUAAUUAAAUACAUUGAUUACGGCAAUGACGAGGAAGUCAGUACUGAUAAACUAUUUGAGUUGUCAGAGGAACUUAAAGAACAAACGUCAGGUAUAAGAAAAAUAAAGCUGAAAGAUGUACCAGAAAAUGUUCCGUUAACUCAAGAAGCAAAAGAUUAUUUUGAUCAACUAAUUAUUAAUAGUACAAUUCUAAAGUGCACUUUUACUGGCGAUCCACUAAAAGAUGGUGUUGUAUUGAAAACCGACAAAAAUGAAAAUGUUAAUGACGUUGUAAGGACCUAUUUGAAACCUACAUGGGAAAGAGGUGUAGAAGAUGAUAAAAAAGUGUACACUUUAUAUGAUUUACCAGAUCCAAAGUUAGGAGAUGUUGGAGAUUUAAUAAAAGCAAUUGUAUUAUGUUAUUAUGAAGAGAACGGAAGUCUCAUUUUGUGUCCAGAUGAUCAGAUUGCCCUUAAUGCCAUAUAUUAUGAUAUGCAGAAAAUCAUUGAUAAAUAUAUAGAAAAGACAACGAAUCAUUACAUUCCAAGGGAUGAGGAGCUUUGUAUUGCUAAGUACCAAGAUAAAUUUUACCGUGCAGUUUGUAUCCUUUCUGCUGCAACGCCUAAUGAGAGUCGCGUGCUGUUUAUGGACUAUGGUAAUACAGAACUUGUCCCUCACACUGACAUUCGUCUCUUUACUGAAGACUUCACCAGAUUUCCAGCUUUUGGCAUUAUUUGCAGUCUUUCGCCUACGAUUCCCGAAGAGAAAUUGACUCUUCCAGUUUCUAAACGAAUUGCAGAACUUCUUCCAACAAGCAAUUCUAUUACAGUUAAAAUCAUCAGUAUAGAUGAUGAUCACUCACACCAAGUAGAAAUACCAGAACUUAAAGUUAAAUUAACAGAAGAAGGACUUUUAUAAGUAUCUGCAAUCUUAUUUAUAUUGAUAAAAAUGUAUAUUUUUAGUUUAUUAGCGUGUAAACUUGAAAGUUUAUACAGAGGACUAAUUUUAUUUCUUACGGAGCCAAAAAGUAUAAAAAGGAGUUUAGCUUUAUAAAAGUUUACUUAGGCAAGUCUUAAAUAAAAUUGUUGAUCAUUGUCGUAUCACUAGUAAAGAGAGUGAGAGUUAGCCCCAAGAAUGAAUGGUAAUUUUGUUAGAAUUGAGGUUCAAUUAAAUACGACGUUGUAUUUUAAAAUACGAAUAUAUCUUAAGAUAUAGCUUUGACUAAGCUUUGUAUUCAUAGAAAUACCUCUGUAGUUUCUUUUUUUAUAGUCUUUAAAAAAAACAUUGUACCAUAGGCUUUAAAAAGUUAUUUUAUGAAUAAAUAUUUUCUAUGACUU